CAGCCACAUUCGCGAGUCCUUUUUCCAGUAGCUAGCGAUAUCCUCCGGUGGAUACCUAACACCCUGAAAAUUUGUCAACGACUCAGCGAAACGUGUACGCGUAAUAGUUGGAUGUCGUACUUGAAAGUACAAAAUGUCAGAGCGACGUAGAACUUGUCGACAGGGAAACACGUCUCUGGCACUUAAACUGUACAAUUCUUGCUCGACCUCUUCGAACGGUUCUGUCUGAGCGUCGUUAGUUCGUCCGAGCGGUAUCUCGUUCCUGGCUUCUAGUUCCGCGUCUAAUUCCAAACGCUCGAGGACAGAUGCGAAGCUUCUCGACUCUUUGCAAUUGCCAAAAUUCGCCUGUUUGCAAAACAAUUCGGGCCGAGUCACUUAAUUCUGCCACUUUAAAUUGUUUGCAAACUGUCUGCUUUACGAACAAACGUGUCAAAUAAAAGCUGUAUAGUAUAAUAACAGCGGAUGCUUACGUUGUAAUAUGCAAUUUGGUUUUUUGUCAGUUUACCUGUUUACCGAGGUACGAAGCUCGCCUUGACUUAGAAAAAAAAACAUCGUCCGACUCUACCGAAACUCAUAUAUCUAAGCAUUUGGUACAUUUAGUUCGAUGCACGCAUUUAUACAGCGAACAAUUAAUAAAUAAUUUCACGUGGGUAAAUUAAGCGACACGCCGUACUGUACAAAUGGAUAAUAAUUAUUUGAACCUGCACUCCUUGGGAACACACGUUGCAUCCUAUAGCGCCGGACAGGCUCGCGUCGCUUUUAUUCUUCGACAAAACACUUUUCUCGUCCCACGUAAAAUUUUCAACUGAAAGUGUAAAAAGUUCGUGAAACGGAAACGUGCAAUUUCUACGUCGAUCGACCAACGACUGGUAGCACACGAGUUACGUUCACGGACCGCUCGAAUUAUCGGAUUCAUCGUUUCUCCAGUCCAUCGGUUUCUCCCUGGACCAUGUAAAAGCUGUUCCAUGUGCGAAGAGAAACUCGAGAGGCUAUAAAGUGGACUAGAAAUAUUCACGAUUAAAGCGCCAUUAGAGACGCUCGGUCCCUUAUCUCUUCCGAUUCACGGUGACCAAACUGGCAACUUUAUUAGCCGUCGAAAACACCGUCUACUACUCGAAAAGCAAAUAACAUCAGAGUGCUCCAAGUAGUUAGUGCUGGGUGCUCUCAUCGGGACUACACACCGGUGCUCCACAGGACGAUCGCGGUAUACGAUCCUGUAGCAGAGGAUAGAGCUCACCGAUCCGGCCCAAGCGAAAGAACAAAUUACAUACUGCGAAAAAUGAACCAGCAAGAGAAACGGAUAAUCGAAGACGAUUACGAUAAUCGAAGACACGUUACCCGGCGAUAAAUCAAGAAAAAGCGUAACGACGUUCGAAACGGCUGGGUCGUCGGGUCGUUAAGCCGAUAGGAAUCGUUAUCUCCGCGGAAGUUUACGCUUGGCGUUUUGCGAAAUACCCGGUGCGCGCAUAUUACACGGCGAAAAGCGUAACGAAGAGGACGAGUCUCCGAAGGCAACGCGCUUAAUCUUCCUGGCGAUGCCAGGAGGUCGUAAUCUCGAUCGUUACAUCGGCAUCCGUUAUUCGAGCGGAGACAACCGACUACGGCGACGGCGACGGCGACGGCGACGGCGACGGCGACGGCGACGGCGACGGUGACGGCGACGGUGACGGCCAAGCAACGAGAAGGCGGAGGGGAGGCGGAAAAAAAGACAGGAGCAUGGAUUGGAUAGGGAAGCUCCGCGAUGCGCCGCGCCGCGCCGAUAUAUGUAACGUUAGAAAGGUAGAGGAACAGGUGCGCUCGAGCGAGAUGCGCGAGUACGGUGUAUCGCACACGUACACGUAGCGUAUAUGGUGCACGACACCGCAGAACCGAUGCCCGCAUGGCUCGCCGCUCGUAUUCACGAGGUAUCCGUUGGUCACGGGUGGCCGGCCCGGGUUCCGGGCCCACUUCCGGACGAGUCCGCACCGGUACGGUUUCUUUUUAGUCAGAAACGCAUCGUAUCAGUUGUGUUCGCGUACAGUUAGACGGUGUUGCUUCGCGCCUUCCUUCGCCUUCGCCUUCUCCUUCGCUUUAUUCGCGUUCGCGUUCGCACCGAUUCGAACUCGCCUGCUCCUUCGCGCAUAGAUAGCAUCCACGGAAUCGUCCGCGCACCGCGCCGCCUCUAAAUGAUCUGAACGGAACAUCGGACACCAUGGAUUUCUCGAGACGGGUGAGUCCAUCGGGACCCGCCGCGCCCCGGAGAUCUCGCGGAGAAACCUGGGAUCGGAAAACGAUUCGCCGGUCCGCCGGACGACGAACAGGAUGUUCGCGGAUCUUCCCGGAUCCUCGCGAGCUCGUUUAAUUCGCAUCGUAGAUCUCCUCUGUCGGCUUCCGUGAACUUGGAAAAUGUUAUGUUUUCAAUUUUUUCUCCGAUUUGUCGGACGAUCGUUAGAAUGCUGCUAAUCGCAUCGGGUUUCCUUGCGCGGUACUUCCAACGUCUCGUUCACCAUUGUCACCGAGAUUUCGUUUCCGUCUUCGAGGGGAUCGUAUCGAUUUCCAUCUACGCGGGCCGAGCGUCUUGCAACGGUCGGCGCGGCGCGUCUUCUCUCUCGCGAUUUGUUGUGCCUAGAAAACCACCGUCUGGAAAAUAAUAAUUAGACGUUGUUCGUUCCUCCGCAAUAGAGAAACCACGCGUCUGCGAUUCAUCCACAGUUCUAACUAACAGUUCUAUCGAGUUCGAAAUAAAAGGCAAAGACCAUGAAAUUGUAGUUUGUACGGUUCCAGUCGCAACCGUGCGUGCUAGAAACGCGCCAAACCCAUAGCUCGGUAAUAUCUACGCCGUAAUGUAAGCCGUAAUGCGUGCGAUCGGUCUACAGCGUACGGCGUACGACUUACGGUAUUCGACAAUUCCGCUGCGCGUAGCUCGUUCAUUAUGGCGUGUCAACGAUAUUUAUCAUACUUUUUAUUUACGUUUCUUACAUGUUUGUUGCACGUGUUGCUUUACCGCGUCGCGUCGCUCGCGGACUACGAUCUCUGUUCGGCAUAAAGAUAAAGGAAGCGAGUCGCGGACGCGUAAAAAUCUACGACUCGUGGCGUUGGCCGGCUAUGGGCGACGGUAACGUACGAACGCGAACGUACAGGGAACGAUCGCGCGCAGCUCCCCGACUCCCCGUAGCGAGGUCGAGCGGUCGGAAAUUUUCACCUCCCCGCGAAACGCUUCGCGGAAGAUCGGCGCGGACGGGCAUGUGGGCGUGCAGCAAGUGCGGUCACCGCUUCCUGCCGCAAAUCGAAUGAUCGUCGCUGGUCGUCGCGGACCACGCUCGGACAACGCGAGCGCGCGAGCACGCGCGCAUAUGGAAGCGUCUGUUCGAACUUGGAACUGGAACACACCCGGCGUGGGCAUGAAACGAAUGUGCGCGUGCGAUGCGCGUGCGAUACGCGUCCGCGAAAACAAUGAGGAGCGCGCGCUGCCGCCGCGCUUUACCGCGCUUUACCGCGCUUUGCCGCACCCACGCGUGCACGGGCCCGCGACCGGCCGAUGUUAAUACCCUGUUGCGUCACCGUCGCUGAAAUAUUUCUGUCCGAGACAACGGGCAACGAAGCCGGCGCGAACUGGGAAAGCGUGGCGCAAUUAGCGAGUCGUUUCUCGAGCAACGAUCGCGCGAGCAGAAAAAGUAAGGAAGGAACGAGUCGGUUUAUUUCGACGACGCUCGCCGGAAACGUCGUCGCGUCGAUUCUACGGCAUCGUUGGAGACCUUCGCGGCCUCGGGCCCCCUGUCGUUCGGUCUUCUCUCUUUGCCCGUUGAACAACGAUUGCGCCGUGCCACGGAAAAGCGUCCCGAACGAAAACGGAUUUAUCAAAAUUUCGACAAGAAAGGUGAACGCGAUGGAUCGAGGAGAUCCGGAUCUCGCAACGCGCUCGAGGUUGCGAAAAAGAUCGGUUCUUCCGACGGUUCUAUUUAUAGACCGAGAGAUUAUCCGGGAAUUUGUAAUUCAACGCGUCGGUAAUGAGAGCAUUUCGAAGAUCGUUUUUCGGACCCAAUUACCGGCUGAAACUCGAGCGAGAAUCCAUUAAAACCGUGCCACCGUGCCGAGACGCGUACUCGGUUGCGCAUUUUUACGGAUACGAAAACAAUAUAUGCUCGUUUCUCCGUAACACUUACUCCGACAUCCUGUUACAAGGAAACAUCGUCGGCCGUGAAGCUAACACGGCAAUUAAUUUCUGAUAAGACGGCGGUUCUUUUCAGAAUUCUGUUCUCACGCGUACAAUCGCGUCUCGGUUUAAAAGGAAUGUAUCGCGUGGGUGUGUGUUUCGGACCGCGAUACGGAACAAUGGAACUUUUCGACUCGAUCGUCGCGUAUCGCCGCACAUCGGAAAAAGUGUGAUUUAUUUUCCAAUGUUCCGAUAUCGAUCUACUUCGGACGGAUGAUCGUCCUCUCUUACGAUCGACCGGUUCAAGCUGGUCGUUCUUCUAGAAUGUCUCGGGUUUCGGAGAACUUUAAGCUAGCAACGAGUAUAUUCUUCGGCGCUCUUUUCCAUGCUGUAAUUAGCGGAGCUCUAUCCGCGGAGAGAGCAGUUUACAUAAGCGUCGUUGAACAAUUGCUGGGACAAAUGUCUGACGGAGGAACGGGUCCGUCGCACCGCGCCGCGCCGAGCCGAGCCGAGCCGCGCCAAUCGGAACCGCGGCGCGAGGCGGUGGAUCGGAGGAUCGUGGAUCACCUGUGAUCAAGUCCUCCGGAGGACCUCGCUCUCGCGAGUUCCCAUACCCUAGUUUUCUGCGAGCGAGCGUGGCGUAUGCGAGCAUCGCUGUGUGCCGCCGAUCGCGUUUCUCCGUUGCGAAAUUCAUGCGCGCGCGCGCGAUCGUGCCGCGAGGCUAGGCACGAUCAGAAAGGAUCGAACCGGUGUGUUCGUUCGAUUCAAAACGUAAAAUCGAUCGAGACCCGUUCUAACCGCAGCGUUCUCGCCGACAAGUCCUGGGUAACGGCGAUCGCGAAUCGAGGGGACCCGUCGACACCGGACGACAAAUGUCGGAGUUAUCGGCGAGGAUCGAGGACUCGGUGCGUAAUUUUUGUGUAGAAAAGCGUGAAUGGUAGAACGAUCGAACCGUGGAACGUUGGUACGAUGCUACGAUGGAAGGAAUAAAGCGCGAGAAGGAGGACGAUUUCCGGUGAUCCUGGUAACGGUAACGCGUUCGACGGUGCGAGUCUUUCGAAAAUCGAGAAGAACCGUUCGUCGCCGGUCCUUCUCCGUUCUUCUCUUUCGACCGAAAUGUACCGUUCCGCGCGAAGAAUAAUCGGCUCUGUAAUUUCGUUGAUCGAUAUAUUCCUCUCCCCGACGAUUGUUUCGGAUUUUUGUCCGAUAUCGCGCCGUCUUAAUUGAAGUUUCGCGUCCGCAGCCGGCAAAUUGGUCUGCGUAUCAAAGCCCAGGAAUUAAUAAAGUUCCUGAUAAUAACGAUACGGUUCUGGUUUUUUUCUUUUUUAUGGCUGCGUAAAGAGAGGUGGAGAAUGGUAUAUAUAAAGGCCGCGGAAGUUGGCGGAAAGCUUAAUCGAAAGAAGAAAAGCAGUUGUCGCGGUGCGCGGCGUGGCGCGGCUCGCGAGUGAUCGACUCGCGACGGACUCCCGGAAAGUUCGAUGUUUUUCUUAGAAAAUUCUGUUGAUGUCACGCAGGACGACAAGAGCUGCCGUUCCGACGACUCCAAUGGCGAUGUCUUCAAGAACGUCCCGAAGAACAGCACCACGUUCCGCGUCUGGAAAAUCGAGGGAUUACGGGUCGCAGCCGUCGCAGGAAGUAAUAUAGGAUACUUCCUCUCGGAGCUGGCAUACAUUAUCUAUGCGGUGUCGCCGAAGGACGGCCCACUCCCUUAUCCUGGCAUGCCGGUGAAGGAUCUGAAAUCGGGCCCGGUGGUCCGCGCCAUUCAUUUCUGGAUCGGAUCAGCCUGCGACUCGACGAUUUCCGGUGCAGCCGCCCUCCGAGCCGCGGAAUUGGACUCUCAGAUAUCAGCGACGAUUCUUCUGAGAGAGGCCCAGGGCCGUGAAAGUCCGAGGUUUUUGGCGUACUUCCGGCAGCGUCUGGUCGUCGAGAGGUUCCAUUUCGAGAGUCCGUCUUGCACGCUGCACAGAGUCACCGGUGUAGCUAAUCCUCUUUUAACGGAGCUCGAGAAAGUCGAUUGGGAUCAUUUCAGCUCGCGCGACGUCAUUCUGGUGGACGUUCGAUCCAAGGGCGUCACUUUUCUCUGGCUAGGGUCCGUGGCCGAUCCUUUGCACAAACGGCACGCGGUGACCAUUCUAGAGACGAAGAAGGAGAACAACAAUGUCAGAGUCGUUAUCGUCGAAGAUGGUUACGAGCAGACUCUUCCCGAUCACGAUAGAGACCUGUUCGCGAGUAUUUUGAACGCGUCUAGCAGGGUGGUUCGUCCGGAUCGUCCCCAUAGAGUCAACAGCCCAGCUCCGGUCAAGCUGUACAGGUGCAGCGAACAGUCUGGCAAAUACAAAGUGGCGGAGCUGAAAUCCGGACCCAUUCUACGGUCCGAUCUAACGUCCGAAUCUGUCUAUCUGAUCGAUCGCGGCGAGGCCGGCGUGUGGGCAUGGGUUGGGCGCGACGUCGAUGCCAGGGAAACGUUGGAAGCUGUCCGCAACGCGCGUGGUUUCGUCAAGAAGAAGAACUAUAGCAACGGCGUGUCCGUUGGGAGAACGCUCGAGACUCACGAGCCAACGGAGACGAAGGCUCUUGUCAGAGGCUGGGGACCCUCGAAAACUAGACCGCUUUCUCUACCGCCCAGCUUCGAACCGGACUACAUGAACGAAAGACCCAGGAUGGCUGCCGAAUGCCAGCUGGUGGACGAUGGAUCCGGCGAGAAGACUCUUUGGAGGGUGAGUCGGAAAGAAGGGAUGCUCCGGAUCGAUAACAAAGGCAUUUACUAUGCGGAGGCCUGCUACGUGAUGUGCUACAAGUACGGGCAAGGCCGCAGGGGCAAGUGCAUUGUCUAUUGCUGGGAAGGAGUUCAUUCCAUAAAGGUAGACCGAGAGGCUGCUUUGGAAACCGCUUGUCGUCUAUCGGAGGACAACUCGGCACAGCUGAUCAAAGCCUGCCAGGGUAGAGAACCGCCUCAUCUCCUUCAAAUUUACGAUGGAAAAUUGAAAAUACUAGCUGGCAGACACCGUGACUCUCCGGCGGAGAAGUAUCUCGUCAGAGUUUUCGGAUCUACGCCUUAUUCGUCGAAAGCGGUUGAACGUCCUCUCAGAUCUAGCAGCCUCGAUUCUAGCGGAGUAUUUAUCCUUUUCUCGGAUAUGCCUGUGGUGUGGUGCGGUGGAAAAAGUACAGGCGACGCUCGGCAAGCGUCCCGACGCCUAGCACCCAGAAACGCGCUCCUGAUGAUCGAAAACAAGGAAGACGAUGAUUUCUGGGCGGAACUCGGCGGUAAAGGUACUUAUGGCACAGAGAUCGUCGAGGUCGGAGAACAGCUUGAGAAACACUUGUAUCAGUGCGUGACAGAGGGAGAUACGUUCGUUGGCGAGGAGGUUCUUGGAUUUGGCCAGAGCUGCCUUCUUCCGGAAGCUAUCUGGCUGCUGGAUGCUGGAGACGUGAUAUGGAUCUGUAUCGGAAAGUAUUCGACGCCUAAAUCAUUGAGAGAAUGCGUGCACGACGGUAUGGUGUUUCUGUACACUCAUCCAACUAGUCGAGAUAGAAAUACUACAAUUUCUGUGAUCAAACAAGGUGCGGAGCCCUCGACAUUCAUAGGACUGUUCGACAAUUGGAACUACAAUUUAUUGCGGGACUACAAAUCGUUCGAGACGUUCUAUACGCUCUCGCAACACAAAGAACCAUUGGCGAAGGUACAAACGUCUGCGAAAUCAUCGAGCGACUUCGAUAGUUACGUGAAAUAUCCCCUUUCCGUACUGAAAAAUGAUCCAGAAAAUUUACCAGCCGGUGUUGACGUAGCUCGCAAAGAAAUGCACCUUACAUUCGACAACUUUAUCGCCGUUUUUAAAAUAGAACCAAACGAAUUCGUGAAACUGCCACCCUGGAAGAGACAAAGACUGAAGCAAACCGCAGGUCUCUUUUAACUUCUAGAUCUCUAUCGCUGUUAUAAUAAAAUUUGUACGAUAGUCAUUUAUAAGAUAAUCAAAAUAAAUAAACGCAUCUACACCUUGCA
This is a messenger RNA of Megalopta genalis, 8132 nucleotides long. It is a transcript of the gene qua, whose product is annotated as villin like protein quail. Gene Ontology annotation, biological process: cytoskeleton organization; barbed-end actin filament capping; actin filament severing. NCBI's taxonomy places the organism in Eukaryota, Metazoa, Arthropoda, Insecta, Hymenoptera, Halictidae. Gene Ontology annotation, molecular function: phosphatidylinositol-4,5-bisphosphate binding; actin filament binding. The record is from RefSeq and is a predicted model, not a curated record. Gene Ontology annotation, cellular component: actin cytoskeleton; cytoplasm.